AUGAACGUCAACAAGAAGCUCGGCCGCCUCAAGCAGUGGGCUGGAGAGAGGAUGGGCGGCGAGAUCAAGACCAACGUCUCGGACGACUUCAAGCUGCUCGAGAUGGAGAUGAACCUCAGGCAAGAAGGAAUGGAGCGUCUGAACAAGGCCAUGGCGGCGUAUGUCAGGGCCAUCUCGAAGCGCAGCGAGGGCGAGGACAAGGAGAAGCUCUUCCCAAUUGGAAACUUGGGCGGCGUCAUGGUCGCGCAUGGCGAGGACUUUGCCAGCAACUCCGAGAUUCAGGAGCAGUAUGUCGCAGCUGCAACCUCUAGCUGGCUAGAAUCUCUGGAACGGUCUCUCAACCAGCUGAAGGAGUACCAGGCGACUCGCAAGAAGCUGGAGAACCGGCGGCUGGCGUAUGAUACCUCCCAGGCAAAGAUGCAAAAGGCCAAAAAGGAAGAUUUCAGGGUGGAAGAAGAGCUCCGGUCGCAGAAGGUCAAGUACGAAGAGGCAACUGAAGAAGUCCUUCGUCGCAUGAUGGAUAUCAAGGAGUCUGAGCCUGAGUGCACCGCAGACAUGAGCGCCUUUCUCGAUGCGCAGUUAAACUACCAUGAAAAAUGCCGCGAGGUUCUCCUCCAGCUCAAGGACGAGUGGCCUGCUGGGUACGUCUCUACUUCUUCUUUUUUUUCAUGCACCAUUUUGUUCUUCACCGUACUAACUAAUUAUACCAGACCAACGCAGCAGUUCAACUCGUAUGGCCGCCGGUCAACCCUGACUCGCUCCAACACCUCUUUCAACGACCAGAUGGCAGGCGAGGACACGUACCAGUCCUCUUCCCAGCAGCCAGGCACCUCCAGGUCCCGCGAGCCCUCUCGGCCGGGCCUGGGUGGGCGUCAGCCAACCUUCGAGGGUCCAACGCAGCUCCGCACCAGGAGACCGUCUCCCUCCCCUGCACCAGCCCUACGAACCCCCCUCCGAACCGCGAGUGAUAGCAUCUCUCCGGCAACGAUUGGCAGUAGUGCGGCCGGCAUAGCUAAUGCACGCUCACAGCUGCGGGUUAUCAGCCAGGGGUACAAUGGCGGCAACAACAACAAUAAUAAUAGUAACACUCACAAUGAUGGCUACUACGACUCUACCACGGACGACGGGGCGUCUCCCGUCAGGAACAGUCCAGACCAGUACUAUAGUUCCACCAGCACGUCUCCCUUGCGGACUGUACCGGCGUCAGGCCAGGUUCCCACACCAGCGUCGGGUUCAGGGUCAGGCACCGCAACACCCGUCAAGAAGCCGCCGCCUCCCCCUCCACCAUCAAGGUCGAAGAAACCCCCGCCACCUCCUCCGCCACCAAAACGCUCUGUCUCUGCUUAUGCCGUGUAG
Trichophyton verrucosum HKI 0517 is the source of this 1356-nucleotide messenger RNA. Its product is annotated as BAR domain protein. Lineage: Eukaryota; Fungi; Ascomycota; Eurotiomycetes; Onygenales; Arthrodermataceae. Bases 1 to 1356 code for a protein of 451 amino acids. Gene Ontology annotation, cellular component: cytoplasm. Gene Ontology annotation, molecular function: protein binding. The record is from RefSeq and is a predicted model, not a curated record. The transcript has 4 exons.